This is a messenger RNA of Coccomyxa subellipsoidea C-169, 770 nucleotides long. RefSeq lists its product as hypothetical. The record is from RefSeq and is a predicted model, not a curated record. NCBI's taxonomy places the organism in Eukaryota, Viridiplantae, Chlorophyta, Trebouxiophyceae, Coccomyxaceae. The transcript is spliced from 5 exons. Bases 38 to 424 code for a protein of 128 amino acids.
UUUCUUGCAAGUUGCAACCAGGGACACGUUCGUUGACAUGAAGGUCACCAUCUGUGCCGCUAUCCUUCUCGCGAUUUGCGCCGCAGGCUUCCUGCCUCUGGCUACACCAGCGGCGGUGCCUGCUGGGCCGAUCACGUGGGUCAUCCCCUUCGCGGCGAAUCUCCCGCCCUAUGAAGCUGGCACCGCAGCUGUUGGCGACACUGUGACCUACACCUGGUCCAGGUUCCAUGGAGUUGUGCUGUCAAGUUCACCUGACUGCACUGCGAGGACUCUCUUCCAGCAGAUCCCUGGUGGCGCUGACUCAGCCAGCGGCGCUGCAAAUGUCACCUUCACUGCGCCAGGCACUUUCUACGUGAUCUGCCCCGUGGGCACACAUUGCGCCCAGGGCCAGAUUCAGAAGUGGACUGUCUCCCCAGCAGCUUGAUAACCAUUAAUAGCGCUGAUGCCUUGAAGUAUUUUGACGAAGUCCUGAAGUUUUACCAUUCUUUACAGCAGCAUAUGCUGACUCCAUUUCAAAUGAGUAAGUUACAGCACCAUGAUUGCCACGUUGGACAAUAUUGCCACAUUCAUGAGGUGUUCAAUUAAAAUCCUGAGACGACAUCUCUGUGGAUCGGCUGUCCAGGACAGUCUUUGUGCGCUCGCAAUCCUGCUAGCCUUGAUACCAGCACUUGGUAAGAGUUACAGACAUGCCUGAGAUGCGCAUUUCGAGCUACUCCUAUGCAAGUCAUUCCUAAGCGAUUGACCAGUGGAUUGUAAUCACAGUUUUGAUC